AUGCUGAUUACUGGUAAUGACUUAACACUCAUUGAAGAAACCAAGAAGCAGUUGCAUCAGACCUUCAAGCUGAAGGAUUUGGGUGAGUUGAAGUAUUUCUUGGGAAUUGAUUUUUGUAGAUCUCAUAGAGGAAUCAUGAUGAAUCAGAGAAAGUAUAGUUUGGAGCUUAUAUCAGAAAUGGGCUUAAGUGCAGCUAAGCCAAGCUGGACACCAUUGGAUUGCAACCAAAAGAUCACAACUACUGAGCUAGAUGAGGUUGCAGGAUCAAACAAUGAUGAAUUAUUGGAAGAUAAGGGAAAAUAUCAGAGGUUGAUUGAGAAGUUAUUAUAUCUCAUAUUGACAAGGCUAGACAUUGCUUUUGUUGUACAGACACCUAGCCAGUUUAUGCAAAAUCCAAAGAAGUCACACUGGGAAGCAGCCAUAAGAGUAGUUAAGUAUGUGAAAAAGGAACCAUGA
Molecule: messenger RNA, 456 nt
Organism: Nicotiana attenuata
Lineage: Eukaryota; Viridiplantae; Streptophyta; Magnoliopsida; Solanales; Solanaceae
Exons: 1
Coding region: 1-456 (151 amino acids)
Source: RefSeq, a predicted model, not a curated record